AAAAUUUACAUUUUGCACGGCCGGAAUGCUUUCGCGGUGUUCCACACAGCUGUUUGUUCCGUGCGGAGUAGGAACUUCGAUGCUUUAACAGCUUACAGCGAUUUUAGCUCCCCACAGAAACAACUAGAAUGCCACUUCAAACUUCGGUAUGGCGACAGCUGGGCCGGCCUGUCAGUGACCUGAUCGGAAGAAGAGGCAUCAGCAACAGCCGCGACAAACCGAAAAGGGUCGUCGUCACCGGACUGGGCAUGGUCACUCCCCUGGGAGCUGACGCUAAGACGUCGUGGAGUCGGCUCACGCAGUCCCACAGCGGCAUAAGUCGUCUGGGAAAAGAGUACGACGGUAUUCCCUCCAGGGUUGCGGGCCGCGUUCCCACCGAUGCCUCUCAGAACCCGUCGCCGUUUGACGUGCAUAAGUUCGUCUCCAAGUCGGAGCUACGGAGUACCUCGCUGGCAACUGCGUUCGCCCUCUCCGCAACGAAAGAAGCCUUAGACGACGCCCAGUGGCACCCGGAUUCGGAAGUUGACUGCAGGGCAACGGGAGUAGCAAUCGGCAACUGCAUGUGCGACCUGGAAUACGUUGUCGACAGCGGGAUGGCAUUUAGAGAGAAAGGCUACAGCAAGAUUAGCCCGUUUUUCAUUCCGCGGAUCCUCACGAACAUGCCAACCGGGAUCAUCAGCAUUCAGCACAAGUUGAAAGGGCCCAAUCACUCGGUUGCGACGGCGUGCACUACGGGCGUACACGCGAUCGGCGACGCGUUCAGCUUUAUACAGCGCGGCUACGCUGACGUCAUGGUCUGUGGUGGCGCGGAGGCUAGCAUCUCUCCCAUCGGCGUCGCUGCCUUUGCGAGGAUGCGAGCUCUAAGCACCGCCGAGGACCCUGCUAAAGCGUCGAGACCCUUCGACAAGAACAGAGACGGCUUUGUCGUGGCCGAAGGGUCUAGCAUUCUCGUUCUGGAAGAUCUGGAACACGCGAUUGCCCGAGGAGCCAACAUUCACGCCGAGAUUCUAGGUUACGGACUCUCUGGGGAUGCUUUUCACAUCACGGCAGCCUCCACUGACGGCGACGGUGCGUUCGCCUGCAUGGAGUCUGCGCUGAAGAACGCCGGCGUUGACAUCCAAGACGUUGGUUACGUGAACGCUCAUGCCACGUCGACGCCGGUCGGCGAUGCCGCUGAAGCAGCAGCGAUUCGUGGCAUAUUAGGCGACUACUGCAGCAAAGUUGCCGUGUCGGCGACCAAAGGCUCGACAGGGCACCUCUUGGGAGCAGCCGGCGCCACGGAAAGUGCAUUCACGGUACUCGCUGUUCGCGAUGGAGUCAUUCCACCGACGCUAAACCUCGACUGUCCGGAUGUUGGUGCCGAUCUCAACUUCGUGGCCCAUCAGUCAAGGCCGUGGCCAACUGAGAACACGACCAGAAGAGUUGCAAUUAAGAACUCUUUCGGAUUCGGGGGCACGAACGGUUCGCUCGUUAUAGCCGAGUACAGAAAAUAGCACUUUUUUUUUUCUCGUUA
Molecule: messenger RNA, 1513 nt
Organism: Rhipicephalus sanguineus (brown dog tick)
Lineage: Eukaryota; Metazoa; Arthropoda; Arachnida; Ixodida; Ixodidae
Product: 3-oxoacyl-[acyl-carrier-protein] synthase, mitochondrial
Exons: 2
Coding region: 129-1493 (454 amino acids)
Biological process (GO): fatty acid biosynthetic process
Molecular function (GO): 3-oxoacyl-[acyl-carrier-protein] synthase activity
Source: RefSeq, a predicted model, not a curated record